AUGAACCAACAACUCGAAAAAAUUGAGGAAGGGGAAAAUUGGAAGCAAUUCAGAAUUAAAAUUUUAGAUGGUGAGUAAACUUAUCUCAUACAUAAAAUGGGUCCCCAGAAUCGGGGUGAGGGGCUUAACUUUUUGCAAAAAUCUGAAGGGAAGGGUGUCUAACUUGGCCAAUUUUCUGCUGAUAAUUUAUCAAAAUUUGCUCAAAAAUCUGAGACAGGUGUUUAACUUUGGAAAAUUUUCAAGGAGGGAUCCUAACUUUAAAAACUGACUCGGGAGACCUAUUUUAUGUAUGACUUAUCUUCGACUGUAAGUAAAACACUUAUUCUACAGAGGUGGACCAAAAACUGACCGAACAUUUUGCCAAAUGUGGUGAUGUGGAGUUGGCUGUCGAAUGGAAGAGUAAGUUUAAUUGGUCCAGACAACGUCCCUAAUUUUAAAUUUCCAGGUCUUGCCGAAAAAUUAAGAAAAAGCGAAUUUUCGUCGACAAAACAGUCAGACGGCGGUGGCAAGAUGACGAAAAAGAGACGUUUGUUUUUAGUUGAAUUAAUAUGAAAUUCUAAAAAUGUUUUUUUACAGAGCCAUCGAAAUCAGCUCCAUACAAGAAAUAA
Molecule: messenger RNA, 608 nt
Organism: Caenorhabditis angaria
Lineage: Eukaryota; Metazoa; Nematoda; Chromadorea; Rhabditida; Rhabditidae
Source: the annotation of a GenBank genome assembly